This is a messenger RNA of Geodia barretti, 1098 nucleotides long. NCBI's taxonomy places the organism in Eukaryota, Metazoa, Porifera, Demospongiae, Tetractinellida, Geodiidae. The record is from the annotation of a GenBank genome assembly.
AUGCAGCAGGACAUCGAUCUGAUUCGCAGCCAUGUAAUUGAGAUGGGCAAAUUGGUUGAGAAAGCGUUAGAGACCUGUCUGGGUGCGAUUGAGCAUAAUGAUCGGCAGUUGGCUUAUGUUGUUAUUUUAAGAGACCGGCAUAUUGAUGAGUUAGAGGAGACCCUAGAAUCGCUUUGCCAGAGGUUCCUGAUUAAGCACCUGCCCGUCGCGAGUCAAAUGCGUUUUGUUUACUCGGUCAUCAAAAUCAACACCGAAUUGGAGCGUGUUGGUGAUUAUGCGAAAGCGAUGGCUCGGCGAUUUUUGAGUGUCAGCGACUUGGGUGCACAUGCCUUCCAUCCUAAGCUCAUCGAGAUUGCCAACCUUGCAAUUCCGUUCCUCCGUAACGCUUUGCAAGCCUUCGCUGAAGGCGAUGCUGAAUUGGCAAAGGCAACGAGGGAAAAGGAAAAAGAACGGGCGAUAGACAACCUGCGCUACGAAAUUCAUCGUGAUUUAAUCCAAUUACAUAUCAAUGGCGAAUUGCCAUCAGAGGCACUGGUGCCACUGGUAACGAUUGUCAGUUGCUUGGAGCGUGUAGCGAAUCAGGCGAGCAAUAUUUGCGAGGAAGUCUUGUAUAUGUGUACCGGUGAAGAUCUAAGACAUGACUACCCGCACGUGUUGCGCGUGCUUUUCGUUGCCGAGCACGAUGCGUGCCGGGGACAGAUAGCGGUCGGCAUCAGCAAUGCACUCGAAUCGCAUAGGAUACUGUUCAGUAGUGCCGGCGUGGCAUCCCAGCCGCUGGAUCCAAAAACCGUGCAAUUCAUGACAGAAAAAGGCAUUGAUAUUUCUGGUCAAACCUCCAAAUAUUUAAGCCAAAUCUUAGAUCUCAAAGAUUACGCAAUCAUUGUAUCGCUCUGUGAGGAAGCGGAAAGAGCACUUCCAUCGUUGCCAUCGAGACCUGUUCGUAUUAGUUGGAAAGUGCCAGAUCCAUCAAAACUUGAAGGAACUGAAGCGGAAGUUCAAGCUGCAUACCAAAAAACAUUUCAAUUUUUAGAAACACACAUCCGAGAAUUGAGUCAAGCAAUUCUCGGUAAUGACGUUGAGAAGGAGAAGGAAAACUGA